AUGAAUUACUUUAUACUCCUUUCGUUUUUUGCCACGGUUGUUAUCGGGAAGUCACCCCGUCUGAAAUUUAUAGUGCACGAGCCCUCCAGGUUCCACUUCAGCAGACCCGAGAAUUACAUCAGCAUGUACCACCAGGAAGGAAGUGAUACGCUUUAUGUUGGCGGCCGAGCAAUGAUCUACGUUUUGACUUUCUCUAACAGAGGAGUCCGUGACAUGCAGAUCCCAGCGGCAUCAGAUCAGACUGCAAUUGAUACCUGCAAGGCAAAAGCUUCCCUGGAGGAGAUGGAGUGCGACAAUUUUAUCACCGUCCUUCAGAAAGUUAAUGAUACAUUCAUAGUUUGUGGGACAAAUGCUGGAAGCCCGAGAUGCUGGAUGCUGGUAAAUGACACUGUGCUGACAGACGUCCACGGUGCUGGGCAGAUAGCGUCAGCAUCUGAAAUCUCGCCUCCCUACCCUUCGCAGAAGUCAAUCAACUUGCCUGCAGAUGGGAGCAUGUACUCUGCUAUGUCGUCAGUGGGAGGUCAUGCUGGCUCGAUCCGUCGUACAUUUGGCCCCCAGAAGCUCCUGAAGACGGAGAACGUUUGGCUGCUAAGUCCUCAGUUUGCUGGGGCUGCCAUAAUCCCCUCCUCAGAAAAAUACAAGGAGGAAAUCUAUUUCUUCUUCACCGAGUACAACAAGACAGCCCGAGUGGAUGAGGAGCCAUACAGGGCCCGCAUAGGCCGAAUCUGCACGGUGGACGAAGGCGGCAUCAAAGCCCUGCUGGCUGACUCCUGGACCACCUUUAUGAAAGCCCGGGUCAUGUGCGGUGCAGGAAAUACUCAACAGCAGUACAACAACAUGAAACAGGCUGUUGUCCUGACGGCUCAGGACAAGAGGGCUGGAGUCAUGUAUGGCCUGUUCUCCAAUGCAUGGGGAAGAACAGUGAUCUGUGCCUAUUCCAUAGAAGAUAUUGACCGAGCCUUCGCCAAUUCUAAGCUGAAAGGCUACAGCAGCUCAUUCAGUGGUAAUCGCCCAGGGAUGUGUACACGCAGAAGUUCUUCACCAGCAGACACUCAGAACAACAUCAAAAACCUUGGCGUGAUUAGAUACCACCCAGAAAUUGAGGAUGUGAUCCGUCCGGUUGGCGUGAAUCCACUCGACCUCCCCACAGAUGACCAAAUCACUCACGCUGUCGCAGAUAUUGUCCUGGCCGUAAAUGAUGAGCAUUACACUGUCCUGUACCUCGGAACAGAUCAGGGCAAAGUCCUCAAGGUCCUUCAUACCAUCCAGGACGUCUUCAUCAUAUCUCAGUACUCUCUGUUCCACAACGAAGGACCUGUUCUAAAUAUGGCCAUCGACUCACAAAAGGGUCACUUGUAUGUCGGUACAGCCAUGGAGGUGCAGCGACUGCCGCUGGCUGACUGCAGCCGCUAUGGCAACACGUGCAGGGAGUGCAUCCUUUCCAGGGAUCCAUACUGUGGCUGGGACAAGGCCAGGAGGAAGUGCAUCGCCAUCCCGCCUGGAUACAACGUCACGACUGGAACUCUUAUUCAGAAUCUCGACAGUUCCAACUCCUCCGUUUGUGAGGAGGCUGCUGCACUAAAGCUGCGUCGUACUUCUCCAAGAGAGAUUGUGAUAAAAGGAAAAAAUACCACCGUGUUUCUGCCCUGCCCUGUUCACUCCUUCCACGCCACCUACCGCUGGGAGAAGGAUAACUGCAUCAAGAACUACCCAUGCCUGUUCUCUGGAGACUUCUGUGUCUUGGGCCCAGUGGUUGACACCCCCUUAAAGGAAGGUGUCUUCCGCUGCAUGGCCACGGAGGAUGGAUUCAAGGUGGAAGUUGUUUCCUUCAGGCUGGUGAAUGAGGGAAAGCUUAUAUCUGCUUCCUUUGGCUCCACCUUGGGCCUUUCAGCUCUGCUUGCUGUGGUGACCUUAUGGCUUCAUUAACUAUAGCUAACAAUGAUGCUGUCUUCUCUUUUGUAGUGGCUCCCGCUGACAGGAUAAACAAGGAGUCAUUAUGGAAGUUAGGUUCACAUUGCACUGGCGUUAUGGUUGGGUUUUGCAUAGACAACUGACCUUUUUUUAAUUUAGUUUUUUUUUUUUUUUUAAAAUAUCAGUACAUAAAAUUUAAGCUAGCCUGUAUUUCAGUCUAAAACGACAUAUCGACAGCUGCAGCUGAUUAAAAAGAAAACAACUAUAAAAUGCAGUGAUUAUCCUUCUAAUUUAGCUGACUAACAGUUUAAUUCAACCAUGAUGCGAUGCUUUGAGAACCUUUCUUCUCU
Molecule: messenger RNA, 2261 nt
Organism: Cyprinodon tularosa
Lineage: Eukaryota; Metazoa; Chordata; Actinopteri; Cyprinodontiformes; Cyprinodontidae
Exons: 14
Coding region: 1-1926 (641 amino acids)
Biological process (GO): negative chemotaxis; neural crest cell migration; negative regulation of axon extension involved in axon guidance
Molecular function (GO): chemorepellent activity; semaphorin receptor binding
Source: RefSeq, a predicted model, not a curated record